Molecule: messenger RNA, 745 nt
Organism: Spizellomyces punctatus DAOM BR117
Lineage: Eukaryota; Fungi; Chytridiomycota; Chytridiomycetes; Spizellomycetales; Spizellomycetaceae
Product: cytochrome c isoform 1
Exons: 4
Coding region: 144-470 (108 amino acids)
Biological process (GO): mitochondrial electron transport, cytochrome c to oxygen; mitochondrial electron transport, ubiquinol to cytochrome c
Cellular component (GO): mitochondrial intermembrane space
Molecular function (GO): heme binding; electron transfer activity
Source: RefSeq, a predicted model, not a curated record
AAAAAACAAAACAAAAAGACGCUUGUUAUUCGCCAGGUCUCCGUACUCUUCUCCAACUCGCUACAUCUCUCCGACGUUACUCGUCCUGCAAGGAAUACCCACACAAAGCACUCCAUCCCUUUUUAAAACACAUCACAUAAAACAUGUCUAUCCCCGCUGGUAACGCCACUAACGGAGCCAAGCUCUUCAAGACUCGUUGUGCUCAAUGUCACGUUGUUGAAAAGGGUGCACCCCACAAGGUCGGACCCAACUUGCACGGCCUUUUCGGUCGUCAAUCUGGUACCGCUGAAGGCUUCUCGUACUCCGCCGCUAUGCAAAAGAAGCAAGUGACGUGGACAGACGAGAACAUGUUCACCUACCUUGAGAACCCCAAGAAGUUUGUUCCUGGUACCAAGAUGGUGUUCGCUGGCUUCAAGAAGCCCCAGGAACGUGCAGAUGUUAUUGCAUACCUUAAGGACGCCACAGCUUAAGCGUGCUUCCUCGCUUUUGCGCAUGGUGUGGGGAAUCAUGGCGGGCUGGGCAAAGUGUUCAUUUUUUAUUUCAUUAAUAGACGAAUCUCUUUCAUUCAAGUGAACUCCCGUAUUUAUACCCGUCAGCCAGUCUUUUAUCAAUUAUCGUCCUUGUGGUGCAAUUCUAACAUUUCUCAGGAAUCGUGAUUUUCUUAACCUGUACACGAGCUGUACACUAUCUAGUAGUUCAAAGCCUUCUUGAUACCUUCGACGCAUCGUAUCGCACUGGGUACAUA